CGGUCCAAAAAGACGGCGGCGAUUCGCUUCUCCUCAUCCAGCGGCAGUCCGGUGAGUUCUCCUCGCCGAGGCCGGUUCCAGAGGUCGGUGUCGGCCUGGAUUCAUGGGGGGAAAGAAGAAGAAGUCUGCGGGACCGGCGGCUCCUCCGGCGGCUCCUCCGGCGGCGGCGCACGCUGGCCGGACGGGAGCCGCUGCGGCGGGGAGCGGCGUGGCCGAGGAGCCGAAGAAACAACCGGGCGGCAGCAAGGCAGCCAAACCGGGAAAAGAGAGCCGAUCUAAAGCUCCAAAGACCUACAGCCUGGCCGGCGCCGCCCAGGUGGACCCCGGCGGCGCCUCGGACAAGUCCAUCCUUAAAGUGGGAAUCCAGGCCGAGCUGGAGAAGAAGAUCGUCCGGCUGAUCAACGAGUUCCGGCAGCAGAACGGCGACCGGGGCCCCGUGUCCGGCAGGCUGACCAACAAGAAGCUGCUGGACCUGUACUCCGCCCUGGAGAAGUUCGGCUUCCGACGGGAGCACAUCGAGGACGCCAUGAGGAGCAGCGUGCUGCACGGCGGAGACCUGCACUCCGCCCUGGACUGGCUCUGCCUCAACCUGCCCGACGACGAGCUGCCGGACGGCUUCAGCCAGCAGCUGCAGGAGGAGAGUCAGAAGACCAGGCCCAGGUUCCAGCCUGCUGCUCCUGCUGCUCCCGCGCCUCCCGCGCCUCCCGCUCAGACCCCCCCGCCCCGCAGCAGCACCAGGGACGACGCCGCCAGCGUGAAGGACUGGAUCCUGAGGUACGCCGAGCAGAGCAGCGACGAAGACGAGGAGGAGGAGGAGGAGGAGGGGGGCGGGAGGAAGAACACCCACAAUCCCGAACUGGACGAGAAGUUCGAUCCAAACGACCGCUACCUGCUCCUCACCGCUCAGCUGUACGACGCCAGAGACAUGGCGGCCGCCGCCAAGGCCAAGAGCGAUCGGGCGAGCCAGAGGACGGCUCAGGACCGCAUCCGCAUCCUCCAGCAAGAGAUGAAGCAGCUGGAGCUCCACCCCGUCUUCAACCCCGCCAUCAGAGUGGUGGACGUGGCUCAGAGGGAGAGCAAGGUGCCCCCCCCCAGCGAGGACCGGGAGGAUCUGGGCUUCCAGCUGUUCGAGCGGGCGGAGAAGGCUCCUCCAGCGGAGAAAGGUCCUUCAGCUGUGAGGAAGAACGAGCCGAAGGACGUCCGGAACCUGGACUACACGGCUCGCAGCUGGACGGGGAAGUCCCCCAAGCAGUUCCUCAUUGACUGGGUCCGCAAGAACCUGCCGAAGAGUCCGGCGCCGGCGUUCCACAAGGUGGCGGCCGGCCGGUACUGGAGGUGCAGGGUGCGGGUCCAGAGGACGGACGACGUCCUGGAGGUGUGUCCCACCAUCCUGACCGAGGACAGCAUGCAGGCUCAGCACCUGGCGGCCACGCUGGCGCUCUACACCCUGGUGAAAGGACAGUCGGUGCACCAGCUGCUGCCGCCCCCCUACCGGGAGGUGUGGCUGGAGUGGCGGGACGGCGAGCAGCAGCGGCAGGAGGAGAGCCGCUCCGCCGCCAACAAACCCCGAGACCAGUUCAUCUCCCGCCUGCUGGCCCGACUCAAGCAGCAGCAGAACCAGAACCAGAACCAGAACCAGAACUGGGGGCCGGCGGAGGACUUCGGGGGAGGGACGGGACGGCGCGGGGACGAGGACCUGGAGCCCGAGGAGUCCUGGGAGAGCCUGGCCGGCCUGGACGUGUCCGAGGGGGGGCAGGAGGACGGGAGUGAGAGGACCGGCGGGAGGGACGGAGCGGCGGCGCUGCAGGCGGCCCGGGAGCUGCUGGUCCGGCUGAGGACGUCUCCGCUCGCCUGCCAGCUGAAGGCGGAGCGGGAGCAGCUGCCGGUCUUCCAGCACCGCCUGCGGGUCCUGGAGGCCCUGCAGCGCCACCCGGUGGUGGUGGUGGCCGGCGAGACGGGCAGCGGGAAGAGCACCCAGAUCCCGCAGUUCCUGCUGGAGGAGCUGCUGGGCGGCGGCGAGACGCCGCAGCGCUGCAACAUCAUGGUCACGCAGCCGCGCCGCAUCUCCGCCAUGAGCCUGGCCUCCAGGGUCAGCCAGGAGCUGGGCUGCCCGGACGGCCCGGGGUCAAAGACGUCGCUGUGCGGAUACCAGAUCCGGAUGGAGAACCGGUCCGGGGACUGGACCCGCCUGCUGUACUGCACCACCGGGGUCCUGCUGCGGAGGCUGCAGCACGACACACACCUCUCCGCGCUCACACACAUCGUGGUGGACGAGGUCCACGAGCGCAGCGUCCAGUCCGACUUCCUGCUCACCAUCCUGAAGGACGUGGUGAGGCGGCGGUCCGACUUGCGGCUCGUCCUCAUGAGCGCCACCGUGGACUGCCACAAGUUCUCCUCCUACUUCAACCGCUGCCCCGUCAUCAGCAUCCCGGGCAGGACCUUCCCCGUGGAGGUCUUCCAUCUGGAGGACAUCGUGGAGGAGACGGGGUACGUCCUGGAGAAGGACUCGGAGUACUGCCAGAAGAUCCUGGAGGAGGAGGAGGAAGUCAGCGUCUCCGUCACGCAGAAAGGAGGGAAGACUCUGCAGCACCAGGAGUUGAUAGUGAAGGACCCGUCCUCCGGCUGGGACCUGGGUCCGGACCUGGACCACUUCAGCAGCCGCACCCGGCAGGUCCUGCAGUACAUGAACCCCAACAAGAUCAACAUGGAGCUGCUGGUGGACCUGCUGGCCUACCUGGACAAAGCGCCGCAGUUCUCGGCCGUGGACGGAGCGGUUCUGGUCUUCCUGCCCGGCCUGGCUCACAUCCAGCAGCUGUACGACCUGCUGACCUCGGACCAGAGGUUCAGGGACAAGAACAGGUUCCGGAUCCUGGCUCUGCACUCCACCCUGUCCUCCAGGGACCAGGCCGCCGCCUUCACAGUGCCCCCUGCUGGAGUCAGGAAGAUCGUUUUGUCCACCAACAUCGCCGAGACGGGCGUGACGAUUCCCGACGUGGUGUUCGUCAUCGACACCGGGAAGACCAAGGAGAACAAGUACCAUGAGAGCAGCCAGAUGAGCUCCCUGGUGGAGACGUUUGUGUCCAAAGCCAGCGCCCUCCAGAGGCAGGGGAGGGCAGGACGGGUGCGAAACGGCUUCUGCUUCAGACUGUACCCCAAAUACAGGUUCGAGGCCUUCAUGGACUACUCGGUGCCGGAGAUCCUCCGGGUCCCGCUGGAGGAGCUGUGUCUUCACAUCAUGAAUGCCAGUACGGCUCCCGGAGGACUUCCUGAGCCGGGCGCCGGACGCCCCCGCAGCCGCAGUCCGUCAGCAACGCCGUCAGCCUGCUGCGGAGGAUCGGCGCCUGCCGGCCCGACGGCACCGCCCUCACGCCGCUGGGCCACACCUGGCCGGCCUGCCCGUCAACGUCAAGAUCGGGAAGAUGCUGAUCUACGGCGCCAUCCUGGGCUGCAUGGAGCCCGUGGCCACCAACUCGCCGCCGCCAUCGCCGAGAAGUCCCCGUUCUCCACGCCCAUGAACCGGAAGGAGGAGGCAACCUGGCAAGGCCGCGCUGGCCGUAGCCAACUCCGACCACCUCACCUGUACAACGCUUACCUCGGGUGGAGGAACGCUCAGGCCGAGGGGCUGAGAACAGAAAUGUCCUACUGCAGGAAGCACUUCCUGAAUCGAACGGCUCUCCUCACCAUGGAGGACGUGAAGAAGGAGGCUGAUGAAGAUGAUGGAGGAGGCGGGGUUCUGGUCCCGCCCCAAGCAGCAGCAGCAGCAAGCGGGCGGCGCCGCCGCAUGUCCAGGCCGCAGGUGUCGGUGCUGAACGCCGUGCUGACGGCGGGGCUGUACGAAAGCGUGGCCCGGGUGCUGUGCACAGCCCUCGGUGGACGUGCUGGAGAGCGGGUGGCGGUGCACGGCGGAGACGCCGCAGGCCGGGCGCAGGUCCACCCCUCCUCGGUGAACCGCAACCCUGCAGACACACGGCUGGCUGCUGUACCGGAGAAGGUGAAGUACGGUAGGAUCUACCUGCGGGACACCACCCUCAUCUCUCCCUUCCCCAUGCUGCUGUUCGGAGGCGCAUCGACAUCCAGCACGGGAGCGGCUCAUCACUCUGGAGCAGGCUGGAUCCACUUCCAGGCUCCUGUGCGGAUCGGAGUGAUCUUCAAACACUGAGGAAGCUGAUUGACUCGCUGCUGGAGAAGAAGCUGGAGAACCCCAGGAUGAGCUGGAAGGUGAGACGACCAUCCAGCUGAUCCUGAUCUGAUCCUGUCGGAGCACGCCGCCUGACGUGGUGUAUGAGGGGCGACGUCUGGGCCGUGUCUUUAAAUAACGUGUGCACUGUGAAAUCAGUGCAGCUGCUGCAGGCCGAUAUUUCCCAGCAUGCUCUGAGAAUGACCAUGGAGCUGCCGGAGGACGCCGUUCCAGCUCCCCACGCUUUCCACAGAGAAAUCCCACCACAGAC
This is a messenger RNA of Salarias fasciatus (jewelled blenny), 4448 nucleotides long. RefSeq names its product DEAH (Asp-Glu-Ala-His) box polypeptide 29 (gene dhx29). The record is from RefSeq and is a predicted model, not a curated record. Gene Ontology annotation, cellular component: intracellular anatomical structure. Gene Ontology annotation, molecular function: helicase activity; ATP binding; RNA binding. Lineage: Eukaryota; Metazoa; Chordata; Actinopteri; Blenniiformes; Blenniidae.